Trypanosoma rangeli is the source of this 2172-nucleotide messenger RNA. RefSeq lists its product as uncharacterized. The record is from RefSeq and is a predicted model, not a curated record. Lineage: Eukaryota; Euglenozoa; Kinetoplastea; Trypanosomatida; Trypanosomatidae. The transcript has a single exon. The coding region runs from base 1 to 2172 and encodes 723 amino acids.
AUGAUUCGGGACAGAAAACAAUCUUGUAGAAGAGCCACACUUGCGGACAUUGUGGCAGGAAGACAGUGUCUACAUGUGCCGCAAGUAUCAACCACUGGUAGGAGGUCUCAACGCGCCUCCUUAUCAUCAACGAGUUUGGCCAUGCCACCAAUCUACGCAAAUACUGAGGGUCCCCCAAAAAAUAACAUAGUGGGAAAUGGAACUUAUUACAGCUCCAGUUUGGAGGUUGGAAAUUCAGAUCAGGGGACGACGGGAAACACACGUGGAGGGAAAAUGAGGUGUAUGCCUGUAAACGGGAAUGGUGUCCGACGUGGUAAUAUUAUACAACCUUUGAAAAAAAUGGUCAUUCAUUCUACACAUGAUGAUGCGGCAUUGAAGCCGCUUUUUGAGGCGAAUGCGAACGCGGAUUCCUCUAGUUUACAUGAUCAGUGGGAGGCUCUCGUGGGGCAAUUACUCCAGACACAGAAGGAAGCUGGCGACAGUGCGACACAAUUCCCUGAAAAGUUUUUGCCAAAGUCGAGCAAUGACGGGAUGAAAAAGGGGGAUGGUAAGGUAAAAAGAGUUAAAGGCACAGUCUCUUCACUGGAGCACAGCGAGGCCUCAACUGAGCAGAACAGUGAAAAUCAAUUUCAUGUCAAGACCAAUGAUUGCCGUUUGAAUCUCACCAGGGCGCAUUUAGAGACAGAAUUCAAAGAGAGGUGGAUUACCGGAAGUGAAGCGGCCGAUAACGCCCUCUUAAAGUUGUUUAUUUAUUGUGGUGCUCUCUAUCGCGAAGGUAGGGGACUCGAGCUGUCUGCUGACGAUUUUAGACACAUGUGCGUUAUCCGACAAAAGAUAUUGCCCCCAAAACGCAUCUUAUGGUAUGCGAUCUCCAAGAUAAGCUAUUGGUGUUCACAAAAUCAAUGCUCCAACAGUCAUGUGAUGGAUGGAUUAUUUAUCACACCUCCACAGUUUCUGAAGCUUUUACAAGAUGAACUUCGUGGCAUUAAGGGUGUAUCUAGAGGACACGUUAACGCAUCGGAUACAACUCUCCCGGCAGUAUGCAUGGUUCUUGCUGCACUGGCACCCAAGAUAUUGCAGGAACUUUGUGGCGGCAAAGUGGUGGAUUAUCUUCGUCACCCUUCAACAGUCCAAAAGACAUUAACGCUGUUGGUGGUUUCUGGUGAAGUUCUUUCCAAUUCUAGUGGGUCUUGUGCUGAACAAGACAAAACAAAUGGAAUUUCUGGACCGUUUUCACCCAGAGCACCAAAUGACGCGAAACGUUCACAGGUUUGUUCAGUAUCUUUUUCAACAGGCACACCUCUCUCCUGCAAUGGCAGUUGUGUUGUUGCUGAAGGCGCUUCAUCUGGCAAUGAGGAUCUCGUUGAUGAGAGAAAGCUCGUCGCGGUUUCCCAAUUAGAAGCAGCGCGGGUUACGCAUGGAAGGAGGGAGACUCCACGUUACAUGAGGCAAAGGCCGCUUGACGAAAUCUCUGUUUCUGUUAUUGCAAGAUCCAAGGCUCGUAGACUAAUCGAUGAACUUAGGAGGAAGGCUAUCCCCAUCAAUCGUUACGAGUGUUUUGCACGUAUUGAAUAUGUUCAAAAGAGCAUCUUUAAUGACGCCGGUCUUAGCGAUGAAGACGAGAAUGAUGACGCUGGGAGUAGUGAUCAAGCGUUCGAAGCAGUGACUCGUCAACUCCAUAAUGCCAUUCGUUACAAGACCAAACCGCCAGACGUGGGAGGUCCGUUGUUGCCGGGCAUGUACAAGAUGGGUGGGUCUGGUCAACCCAAACCACGGCGGGCAAGGCAGGAGACGUUUGAGCGUCUCCACCAGCAACGCUUUGGUAAAUUUUCUGGGUUUGGCAUCUUCUUACGGCGUCGAUUUGCACGUGCUCCUGAUAUUAACGUCUCGGAGGCAUGCAGCCCGGGUGAAGAAGACGCACAUGUGUCAAAUCAAACCAUCCCGAUAAAAGUGGGAACCUCACCAACGGUGGGUUCUCAUGAUGAUCGACUGACACAUCAGACAGAUACGCCGGCCUCUUCAUAUGAGACAGACGUGCGUGGGAAAAUGUCGCGGCGGAAAUUACGGUCGCAGGUAAUGCUAGCAGAUGUAUUUACAACACCUUUUGCUAGGUAUGCAAUGAUGCCACAGCGGCCGUUUCCCAGUUGUGUCGCUGGCUUCACAGUGAAGUAA